This is a messenger RNA of Zymoseptoria tritici IPO323, 2163 nucleotides long. RefSeq names its product acyltransferase, class 3 (gene ALT-3). Gene Ontology annotation, cellular component: membrane. Bases 57 to 1580 code for a protein of 507 amino acids. Gene Ontology annotation, biological process: polysaccharide biosynthetic process. The record is from RefSeq and is a predicted model, not a curated record. Gene Ontology annotation, molecular function: acyltransferase activity, transferring groups other than amino-acyl groups. Lineage: Eukaryota; Fungi; Ascomycota; Dothideomycetes; Mycosphaerellales; Mycosphaerellaceae. The transcript has a single exon.
CGAUCGUGCCGACACCAUCACAGCAACACGCAUGAUUUCCAGCAACCUGGCCUAACAUGUUCACCGGCUCCCGGCCAACCGGCCUCCUCUCCCUCCAAACCCUCCUCGGCUGGCCACCAUCCGGAGGCGAACAUGUCAAACUCCGCGAAACCGCCUGGCUCGACGGUCUACGAGGAGUAGCCGCCUUCCUGGUCAUGAUCUACCACAUCAACCUCACCUUCUGGUCCGGAUACUACAUCGAAGCACCCUUCGGAGCCACCACGAUUCCCGACGAGAAAUUACACCUCCCCGGCGGAUGGCAACUCUGGGCUUUCUGGAGACUGCCCAUCUUCCGGUUGUGGAUGUGUUCCGGCCACGCGCAAGUGAGCGUCUUCUUCGUGUUGUCUGGGUUCGUGUUAUCCUGGGGCCCUCUGGGAUCGAUUCAAGCGGGAGGCAAGCAGGAGAAAGUCCUGCAGUCGCUGGGAUCGGCGACGUUUCGUCGGUGGAUACGAUUGUACGUGCCGUGCUUCGCGGUUGCGCUGUGGCAGGUGUUCGAGAUGUGGUUUGGUCUCCGAGACUGGGGGAUUAUUACAAAGCGGAGUAAUAUUUUCGCGCAGUUGUGGGACUAUGUCAGAGUCUCGGAGCGGUUUGCGAAUCCGUUCCAGAUCAAUCGGGACGAGUAUAAUGGGCAACACGAUUAUGACUGGACGUUGUGGACGAUUCCGUACGAGUUUUCCGGGUCGAUGUUGGUUUUUGGGGUGCUGUUGGCCGUCAGUCGAUUUUCUGAGUAUCGGAAGAGGACGCUCGUGAUCGCGGGUGUUGCGGGAUAUGCUUGCCUGAGGGGCGAGUGGAAUUUCUGGCUGUUUGCCACGGGUAUGCUUAUUGCCAACUAUGUGAGGAAUGCGGGAGGUUUCGAGGAGUUGACCCGGAGGACGACACGAGGCUUGAAGACGGCGUGCGUUGUCAUGCUUUUUACGGGACUGCUGCUGGCUGGAGUACCAUCGGGAAGUCAGUUUUACACCCGCGAAGGAUACGCAUGGUUGGACAAUCUCGUACCUUCGGCGUGGAAGAAUAUUGAAGGCGGCAUGCGGUUGUGGUGGUGCUGGUCUGGUAUCCUGUUCAUCUUCGCAUCGUGCCAUCUGGCUGGCGUCAGGCGCUUGUUCGAGGCGUCCUUCAUGCGGUAUCUGGGACGGCUCAGCUUUAUGCUGUAUCUGACGCACCGCAUUGUGUUGAACUUAUUGGGCUCUAUGCUCAGGUCAGUGGUUUACUCUUUGAUCGGGAGGGAUAAAUGGAUCGACGAUUCUGAGGAGGGCGCCACGGUCCUGCAUCCUCUGUUCACACUUCUGGGAUACGUUCUGCUGCUGGCAGCAUUGAUUCCAUCGUGCUUGGUUGUGGCGCACUGGGCGGAAAUCUGCAUUGACAAACCUAGCACGAAGUUGGCGAGGCGGGUUGACGACUGGUUUGUCGGUGGGAGUCCAAAGGAGACUGCAGCUCUAGGUGAGAACGGAAGUCUGCUGCCUUCUCAUGCGGCUGGCGAUGAGCGGGAGAUGGAUUUGGUGAACAGGCCGGACAAUAUUGGCAUUGGGGAGAACGCUCGUUGAAAUAAGAUCACUUUUGCCCAGGACGCGAAACUUCGAUGCAAAAUGCAUUCACGGGAAAACCACGCGCACAAUGCCCCGCUGCUGAUCGCUUGCCAGUUCGAUUGUGUCGCGAUGUCAAUCGACACCGCAACGAUCAGGCUCGCCUCCAAAGCAUCGUAAAUAUCGAUCACCGCUGGAAGAGGUCCAAGACAGCCUCAACAAGUGGAGGCCCGCCGCAUCACCUCCCCACCAUAAUCGCACCGAACGGCUUAAGGUCGGUACCUAUAGUCACCAGAAUGAAACCGAGGGAACUCAGGAGUCGACACCGAUGGAGUCUCGCACCUGAGUCCCCACUUGCGGAACUCCGCGAUAGUGUUCGGCGGAGUCCUCCGGUUGCGCCAACCUAGCAGCCGCCCAAGCCCAACCUGAUAGACGGCUGCCUCGAUCACGUAGUCGCUGUUGGAGUACCCAUUCUCUUGCAGUGACUUCAGCAAGUCCACCCACGGUUGACGCUCACCUGGCCAAUCAUGUAUCCAAUAGGUCUCCGCAAGCUCGAUGGUAAUGACGACCUGAUCUCUGAUUGGAGAUGAUCCGAUGGGAUUCU